AUGACCGCAGAGACUGAAAUCCUAACAAAAAUAUUCUGGGAAAUUUACGGUUACCGCGGUUGUUACCGUCGUCAAGAAAAUUUCAAUGACCUCUAUUCAUGCCUAUUGGUGAACAGAUCUUGGUGCAAAACCGCUGUGCCUAUACUAUGGUCAUCCGUUUUCUAUCCCAUUCAAACUUCCCGCCUGGGCUUCAUCACCACUUACUUAUCAUGUCUGAGCCCUGAAAAACUGAGGGGGAUUGCUGAUUCGGGUAUCAAACUACCGCCAUCACUUUCGAAACAUCUUCUCUCUCCCAUCUCAAUACUUUCAGAUCGUGAUCAAGAUGGUGGCGCCUCGGUGGUCGGCAGUGUGAAGACGCCAAUGUUUGACUAUCCUUCGUACCUGGAAGAAUUGGAUUUCGACAAACUACUGAAAAGCAUAUUUGAUUGGUGUCGCAAGCACCGGGAUAUACCACGUUACCAGUCAUCAUCACUUUCUUCGUCCAUAUCAUCUUCCAUGUCUUCCUCGUUGUUUUCAUCUCGUUCGGUGUCCACGCUUGCAUCUUCGGUCUCCUCUUCCUCAUCCAACAAUCCACUAUCAAAGUCACAAUAUCCAUCCUUACAUUCUCGAAAAUCGGAGCACAUCAUACGAGCUGAGUGCAUCCUGCGCGCCCUUCUACAGCUAUUCACCUCUCGAUGCUCCAACAUUCGAUGUUUUUCCAUGAAUUCGGUAUCGAACUAUUUGCUGCACAAUGACUAUUUCGAAAAUUUAACAAAGAUCGAUUUCAACGGUUUGCUAUGUGAACAAGAUAUCCGAGGUUUAUUUGAUAAUGUGAAGGAAUGCCGAUUGGAAUGGGAUGCGAUGGCUGUGGAUGGAUUUUUGGAUGCUUUUGGAACGAGUUGUAGAAAUUUGGAAAUACUCAACGCAAAUUUCGCGCACGACCCAGACCUCGCAACCCUCUUCAUAAAUAAGAAGCAAGCAACCGACUUGGCAAUCCUAAUAACCACUCAGACGUCACUAAAAUCUUUUGUACUUCAAGACCACCAAUACUUUACUCACUUCUUCCUGCAGUCAUUAAACACCCAAAUCUCAACCCUAACAAAAUUAGAAUUCUAUUCCGUGGAUUUCAAAAGCUGCCACUCGUUCGACGUAAUAGCCAAAUGUGGUCAACUGGAAUUGCUGGUGUUCAAGGACUGCAUCAACAUCACUGUUGAGAUGGCGACACCAUUAUUUAAUGCAAAAUUACCAAAACUAAAAUACGUUCACAUUACAAAUUCUCACGACGACCAUUACAGCCGCGCAUCGCGAGCCACCUCAGAGUACUCGUCAAGCGCGUCAUCGAGUUCUUCCUCACGAUCUUCCUCACGAUCCUCCUCACUAUCACGAUGCUCAUCUGAUUCGUUGUCGUCGUCACGGUAUCUGAACGAUCAAGACUCGGAGACGGAUUCUCGCUAUAUCUCAUUAUUAUCAAUUGUACAUCAUCGCCCAUCACUGUCGUCCACGAAUCAUCGUCUUCAACAACAACAAUCCGAUCCCGAUUUCUGCACCGUAUGCCCAGAGCUUAUCCGCUGGGCCCAUCGUCGGAAUAACCCACGACUGUGGUGGUCGUUGUCUUGGUGGCGGAAGCAGCUCACGUUUCAAGCUUUUUCGGAAUUUGACUACAUGGAUUUCUUUACCGAUUGUGGAUUUUUAAUAUGGUGGGAAGAUGGUUCAUCAUCAGGGUGGGCAGCUGGUUGGGAGUUGAGAUGA
This is a messenger RNA of Acaulospora morrowiae, 1728 nucleotides long. The record is from the annotation of a GenBank genome assembly. NCBI's taxonomy places the organism in Eukaryota, Fungi, Glomeromycota, Glomeromycetes, Diversisporales, Acaulosporaceae.